AUGCAGUCUUCGCAGCGGUGGACAAAGAAACUCGCGUUCGCUACAUUCGCUGUUUUCCUUGUUAUCGUUCCCCUAAGCUACCACCAUGCAAUUCCCAUUCAGCGAUAUCGCGAGUACAUAACGGGUGAUACCGUAGUAGAACUGAAAACAAACGACGAGCAACCUCAAACCCAAUACUUCAAGUUUGAACCUGAAUGGGAUUGGGACGUACCCGACUACGCAAGUAGCCUCAAUGGAUUCAAGCGCGAGCCGAAACCCAAAAACGUCAUCAUCUUAACAGCAAGCGAUGGAGGCGGCCACAACAGCCAGAUCCCCAACCUACUAGAGCGGGUACUGGAGAACCGGGAAGAAUACUGUAAUCGACACGGCUACACCAACCUCUGGCUAAACACAAGUCGCUACGAUAUUGGAGAUUCUCACCGGGUAUGGGCCAAAAUCCCCGCCUUGGCAGAAGCCUUCUACCUCCACCCCAAAGCCGAAUGGAUCUGGCUCAUGGACGCCGACAUGAUCAUCAUGACCCCCUCCGUCCCCCUCAUCUCCACCAUCCUCAGCCCCUCCGCCAUUGAAAAAAGCAUAAUGCGCAACACCAUGCUUCUCAAUGGCACCAAACCCCCAACAAACAUCUACACACCAACCCGCUACCGCGCCGAAGAUGUCGACAUCCUCAUAACGCAGGACCACCAAUUCGUUAACGCUGGAUCGGUAUUUUUCCGGCGCUCAGCGUUCACACGCUUCUUUCUAGAAAUGAUGACGGAUAAAACCAUGUUGAUGGGCAAGGAACAUCAUCUCGCCGAGCAGAAUGCGAUUAAGCAUUUGAUGCUUGAGCAUGAGUUGGUCAGGAAGCAUGUGGGCAUUUUUCCGCAGCGCAGUUUUAAUGCGUAUGCGGCUGGGGGGCCGCGUAUGCUGUGGAGUGAGGGGGAUUUGGCGGUGCAUUUUGCAGGGUGUUGGGUUCAUAAUGAGUGUAGGGGGUGGUUUGAAGAUUAUUGGGCGAAAAGAGGGAGAGAAAGAGCAGGAAGGUGA
Messenger RNA from Bipolaris victoriae FI3, 1020 nucleotides. RefSeq names its product glycosyltransferase family 34 protein. Lineage: Eukaryota; Fungi; Ascomycota; Dothideomycetes; Pleosporales; Pleosporaceae. The record is from RefSeq and is a predicted model, not a curated record. The transcript has 3 exons. Gene Ontology annotation, molecular function: glycosyltransferase activity. Gene Ontology annotation, cellular component: Golgi membrane. Gene Ontology annotation, biological process: protein N-linked glycosylation. Bases 1 to 1020 code for a protein of 339 amino acids.